AUGAGUCGACGGGCAUCUGCUGUCAGAAGUCAAUUACUUCUGGAUUUCUCUGAAACAGACCUGAACAAACUGCAGCAGCAGUACCGCAGAGCAGAGAGAGCCAAGCGGGCACUUACUGAGAAAACCGAACGUGUCAUCAACAGAGGAAGAGAAGAGAUCCAGAAGCUCCAGGAUGAACGUGAAGGGCUGUUGUGGAUUCUUCAGUGUCGUUUUAACCAUUUGACUGAUGCUAGUGUUAUUCAAGAUUGUACUGCCAUGCUGGCCUGUAAGGACAGAAUAGAUGAAGAGCUGCAAGCAGAGAAGGCCAAAGCAGGGUCAUUGAAAGAAGAGAUUUUAAAAUGGGAGAGGAUGUUGGCAGGACAGGGGACUGGUGGGGAAACAACACACCGUGUUAUAGAAUCUGACGAGAGCAACUUACUAAACAACAUCGGCUGGGCAGAAAACAAAUUGUACAGGACAGACCUGCGGUCCCGCAGGAGUUACGGAGGAGAAGCCGGGGCUGCAGGUGCAGUAUAUCUAUCUAUCUAUCAUAAGCUGAUGCACAGGAAUGGAGAGUUGAGGGAGGAGCUGAUGGUGCUACAGGUGGAGAAGAAACAGUUUCUGCGUGUUCAAUCUCAUUUGGAAAAGGAACUGCGCGCAAUUCGCAAGGAUAUUUGUAACCUGAUGACUAAAUGCACUGAAGCCACCAGUACCAGUGUGAAGAUCCAUGAAAAACAGCAGAUGCUGAGAGACCAGAAUGCAAAGGAUGUGGCUCAGUACAUCAAAGAAUGGGGCAACCUGGGGCGAGAAAUCUCCCGUUACUGCUACUUUGAGUCUUUCUUAGGCAUGAAGGCUAUUGCACGCAACAACCAGGACAGCGACCACAGAAAUGUGGAGAAGUGUGACCAGCUGCAGUCAAAGGAAUUGGAACUGGAGGAUUUUGAGGAUGCAAUCAAACAAAUCCUCAGAGAGACAGAGGAAAAUGACGUGGACACUCUGAACAGGAACUUUAUACAAAUGGAGGGGCAGAGCUACACUUUACUUAACUUUGUCAGCUGUCAGCUCAAUGAAGCUGAGGUCAUUCGAAGGCAGAUCUCUCAGCUUUACAGUGAGAGAGAGAUCUUUCUGGCUGAGGAGCAGCAGCAGCAGGAGCAGCUACAGGCUCUUCGGAUGAGAGUUGCCAUUAAGCAAGAGGCUACUGAACAACAGCUGGCAGUUUACCAACAACGUGUUGAGUUCAUGGAAAAUCUCCUAGAUCAGUUCAAAGCAGGCCUUGAAUCAUUGCUUCAGAUCACUUAUGACAACUCGGUGAUCUGCGAUCAGUCUGGCUCCUCUGAUCGAGUCCUGGAUAAAAACCUCAAAGAGUACCUGAGAAUGGUGGAGGACAGGCUCAAUGAGCUCCUCACUCUGCAGUCCUUUCUUCACUUCCAGGAAAAGUCUAGCCAGUGGGACAUUGACAGUCUCAGUACCAUUGCUGGGCAGCUCAUAGGCAUAACCCCACCGGCUGCCAGCCUGACCACUGCUGCUGCAACCCCUGCACCUGAUGAUGAACCAGACUUGGUGGAGUCAGUGCUGCUGGAGGCGAAGGAGCCAAUGAGUAGGGAGGAUCUCCUCACACUGGUUAAUAAGAGGUCAGACAAGAUAGAAAGUAGGUUUACUAUUAUUCAUCCCUCAGACUCAGAGGAGAAAGACAGACUGACCUGA
Chelmon rostratus (copperband butterflyfish) is the source of this 1683-nucleotide messenger RNA. RefSeq names its product outer dynein arm-docking complex subunit 1-like. Gene Ontology annotation, biological process: cilium movement; outer dynein arm assembly. The record is from RefSeq and is a predicted model, not a curated record. The transcript has 15 exons. Lineage: Eukaryota; Metazoa; Chordata; Actinopteri; Chaetodontiformes; Chaetodontidae. Bases 1 to 1683 code for a protein of 560 amino acids. Gene Ontology annotation, cellular component: axoneme.